AUGAACUCUCUCAACAUACUCUCCGCGAUCGGCGCAACACCUCCCCCCAGCCCCUCACGCUCGCGGUCAGCGUCGCGGAACGACAUCUUUGACGAGAAGAGCCAGCCAGACAAGUCAGAAGAUGUGGAAGUGGCAGACCCAGAGGCCUCGAAGGAGCAGGACAGCAUGGCGGUAGCCGAGAAGGAGGGGGACGGCACUACGGACAGCAGUACUGCGCCUGCUGAUGAGAAGACACCGCUGUUGAGCCAAGAGAAACCUGGGCGCUUUGGUGAUACGAGGGGAACCACCGCUUGGACAAUACCCAAGCGUAUUGCCGGCUUUGUCGUCGGCGCCUGUCGAGUGGUCUUAUCAGCUCUCGUUGCGCCGGGAAGGUACGUGAUAGCAUGUUUCUACGAUGACGAAGGCCACUUCUCCGCCAUCCUACCGAUCCGAAUGGCAUUCGGUCACAGACGACGGAAAACAUCGGUAGCGGUACUGGACGUGGCAGCCGUCGACCGAGCGGAUCGCGCCGGUGAGCGUAGGUCAAGAAGCGGCAGCGAAAGCAGGGCGAGGACAAGAAAGUCCGGGCAGCGCUCAGCGUCUGUUGCUUCGGACUCAACAGCAAUGUCAUCAGAGUCUGAAGGUGAACAGCCUCCCGCUCGUGUACCUGAGAAGGAUUCUCCAUCCCAGCAUACAAGGUCCAGGUCAGUUCCCUCCGCUGAGGAGGAAAUCGCACCCGCGAAGCGCUCCAUACGUAUCAAGUUGCACAGCGACGAUGCACUCAAGCAACGUAGGAGACUUGCUCGGACGAAGACUGUCGCUCCGAAGUCGGCCCCUACCGAGGAAGCUACUGCUGAGACGGCGGCAGCGCUCAAGUCCCCGACCAGCCCUGCUUCUGUUGCUUCAUCUAGACACAAGUUCCCACGAGCUCCCGCUCCACCGCGGCCGCUUGUGCCGCGGAGAAUGAACUCCUAUACCGCAUCGCCCCUUUCUAUGGGGACUUCGCAGAAAACGCUUAUAAUAGAUCUUGACGAGACACUCAUCCACAGCAUGGCAAAGGGCGGGCGCUUCACAACCGGCCACAUGGUCGAGGUGAAGCUUCCGCAGACCAUGGGACCAGGCGGUAUCAUGCUGCCUCCCCAACACAUACUGUACUACGUGCACAAGCGACCGCAUUGCGAGGAGUUCCUCAAAAAGGUUUCCAAAUGGUACAACCUCAUCGUCUUCACAGCCUCUGUGCAGGAGUACGCCGACCCCGUCAUCGACUGGCUUGAGCUCGAGCGCAAGUACUUCAGCGCGCGGUACUACCGCCAGCACUGUACUUACCGUAGCGGCGCGUACAUCAAGGAUCUAAGCCAAGUCGAGCCGGAUCUGAGCAAAGUGAUGAUUCUGGACAACAGUCCCAUGAGUUACAUCUUCCACGAGGACAACGCCAUUCCAAUAGAAGGCUGGAUAAGCGAUCCGACGGACAAUGACUUGCUGCACCUCAUCCCCUUCUUAGAAGGCCUGCAGUAUGUGACCGAUGUACGGGCGCUGCUGGCGUUGCGGUUAGGGCAGCCGGCGACAGUGUAG
Coniosporium apollinis CBS 100218 is the source of this 1551-nucleotide messenger RNA. RefSeq lists its product as uncharacterized. The coding region runs from base 1 to 1551 and encodes 516 amino acids. Lineage: Eukaryota; Fungi; Ascomycota; Dothideomycetes. The record is from RefSeq and is a predicted model, not a curated record. Gene Ontology annotation, molecular function: protein serine/threonine phosphatase activity. The transcript has 3 exons.